AUGUCCCAGAGGGCCAUAGAUCAGACCGCCCUUGCGCCAUCGUGCUUUGUCGCCACAUCGGCACAUCUCGGUGAACCGAGGAUUCAGGUGGUUACUGCACGUGUUGAUUCAAAAAAGGUUAAACGAGCUAAAAAAUAUCAACGAACACCGCUCGCCUUCUAUCAGGCUCUUUUCUUAGGCGCUUUACUACUGAUUUUAAUACUGGUAUGUGUUGCCGUUGAAACAUGGAGGAGCACAAUUCGUGCUAGUGAUGUAGCAACUCGACAUUCUAAGGAUGAUGAAUCAUAUCAUUUGUCUAUAAUCGAAGAUGUAAAUAAUAAGAUCGGUACUACAUGGAGGGCACGAUAUAACAGGUUUGCCUCACGGGCUGAAGAGGGCCUAGACACGGGUGCUGAUACCGACACAUCUAUAAUCCUUAGAGAAUUCUUCACUCUCGAAGACCGUCAUCUUCUCCAGGAUACAGUUAAACACAUUGAGACAUUAUGGAGGAUGAAAAUUGAUGUUCCGAAGGUGUUUGACGCUCGCGCGGCAUGGCCUACGUGUUGGGCAGUACAUCAGAUAUUUAAUCAGGCCGGAUGUGGAUCGUGUUGGUCAGUAGCAGCAACAUCGGUGAUGUCGGAUCGAGUGUGUAUACAUUCGAAUGGAACACUUCAGCCACAGAUAAGUGCUCUUGAUUUGACAUCAUGCUGCAUGUCCUGUGGAGGGUGUCAAGGAACACACUGGGCUUUAUCAGCGUUUACUUACUGGAAAGAACACGGAAUUGUCUCAGGCGGUUCAUUUGGUACUCAUGAAGGAUGCCGGCCAUAUGCAUUCGAGCCGAGUUGUGGUACACCAUGUGGUUCUGCACUUUACCGCAAGGAACGCACACCUCGUUGUGAACGACAAUGUCAGGGUCUGUAUCACAAGACAUACAAACAGGAUCUUGUUCAAGCAAGACAUGCUUAUUGGUUAAGAGCAAUAAAUGGCAGCUCAGAAUAUAUGCCGGUGGUAAGAGCGACUCUGCACAAGCUUAGUAAGGAGAGGUUUGCCGAACUACUGCAGCGAGAAAUAAUAAGAUAUGGACCAGUACUUGCUUGCUUCACAUUGUAUGAAGACUUUCAACACUACGAAUCAGGCAUAUAUAGAACCGAUGAAGGCCGUUCAUUACAACUUUACGGACAUUGUGCAAAGUUAAUCGGAUGGGGUGAGGAUGGCGGCAUUAAAUACUGGCAGUAUGCUAAUACAUGGGGCCGGGAUUGGGGAGAGAAUGGUUUCUUUCGUAUGGAUAUAAAUGAGAUACCAGAAGAGGUUGUUGCUGGCACAUUAUGA
Angiostrongylus costaricensis is the source of this 1308-nucleotide messenger RNA. NCBI's taxonomy places the organism in Eukaryota, Metazoa, Nematoda, Chromadorea, Rhabditida, Metastrongylidae. The record is from the annotation of a GenBank genome assembly.